CCGGGGCCGGCCUCUUGCAGGGCUGGCAUUUAAACUGCCGCCGCCGCCGCCCGGCUGAGUCUUCUCUCCUUCUCCGUCUCUCCCUGGUGCUGCCGCGGCGAUGUUCAGCUGGCUGGGCGGCGACGACCGCCGUCGGAAGGACCCGGAGGUCUUCCAGACGGUGAGCGAAGGGCUGAAGAAGCUCUACAAGACCAAGCUGCUGCCGCUGGAGGAGCACUACAAGUUCCAUGAGUUCCACUCGCCCGCCCUGGAGGACGCCGACUUCGACAACAAGCCCAUGGUGCUGCUGGUGGGCCAGUACUCCACCGGCAAGACCACCUUCAUCCGGUACCUGCUGGAGCAGGAUUUCCCCGGGAUGCGGAUCGGACCCGAACCCACCACGGACUCCUUCAUUGCAGUGAUGCAGGGGGACGUGGAAGGGAUCAUCCCUGGGAAUGCCCUGGUGGUAGAUCCCAAGAAGCCCUUCCGGAAGCUUAACGCCUUCGGCAACGCCUUCUUGAACAGAUUUGUGUGUGCCCAAUUGCCAAAUGCGGUCCUCGACAGCAUCAGUGUGAUCGACACCCCGGGAAUCCUCUCCGGAGAGAAGCAAAGGAUUAGCCGAGGCUACGAUUUUGCCGCCGUCUUGGAGUGGUUCGCCGAGCGGGUAGACCGCAUCAUCCUCCUCUUCGACGCCCACAAGCUUGACAUCUCUGAUGAGUUUUCGGAGGUCAUCAAAGCCCUGAAGAACCAUGAGGACAAGAUGAGAGUCGUCCUCAACAAGGCCGACCAGAUUGAGACCCAGCAGCUCAUGCGGGUCUACGGGGCCCUGAUGUGGUCUCUGGGGAAGAUCGUCAACACCCCCGAAGUCAUCCGGGUUUACAUUGGGUCCUUCUGGUCUCACCCGCUGCUGAUCCCGGAUAACCGUAAACUCUUCGAGGCCGAGGAGCAGGAUCUCUUCCACGACAUCCAGAGCCUCCCCAGGAACGCGGCACUCCGGAAACUGAAUGACCUGAUUAAAAGGGCCCGCCUGGCCAAGGUUCAGGCCUAUAUCAUCAGCUCUCUGAAGAAAGAAAUGCCCUCCGUCUUUGGCAAAGACAACAAAAAGAAAGAGCUGGUCAACAACCUGGGCGAGAUUUACGGCCGGAUCGAGCGAGAGCAUCAGAUCUCGCCAGGAGAUUUCCCCAAUUUAAAGAAAAUGCAAGACCAACUCCAGGGUCAAGACUUCAGCAAAUUCCAACCCCUGAAGGCCAAGCUGUUGGACGCGGUGGAAGACAUGUUGGCCCACGACAUCGCCCAAUUGAUGGUCUUAGUGCGCCAGGAAGAAUCCCAGCGGCCAGCCCAGAUGGUAAAAGGCGGCGCCUUCGAAGGGACCCUCCAUGGCCCCUUCGGACACGGCUACGGAGAAGGAGCCGGAGAAGGCAUCGACGACGCCACCUGGGUGGUGGCCCGUGACAAGCCCAUGUAUGACGAGAUCUUCUACACCUUGUCCCCUGUCGACGGGAAGAUAACCGGGGCCAACGCCAAGAGGGAGAUGGUGAGGUCCAAGCUUCCCAACACUGUGUUGGGCAAGAUCUGGAAACUCUCCGACAUCGACAAAGACGGGAUGUUGGACGAUGAAGAGUUUGCCUUGGCCAACCAUCUCAUCAAGGUCAAGUUGGAAGGCCAUGAGCUUCCCAGCGAGCUACCGCCUCACCUUGUCCCGCCGUCCAAGAGGAAAAUGGCAGAUUGACCGACCUCUGGAACGCGUCGGGAGAGAUGGGAAAGGUUCCUGUCUUGGUUUUUUUGAACCUCUGGAGAUGCGCAAGGUCCACCUCUUGAGGGGACAACC
Molecule: messenger RNA, 1807 nt
Organism: Thamnophis elegans (Western terrestrial garter snake)
Lineage: Eukaryota; Metazoa; Chordata; Lepidosauria; Squamata; Natricidae
Product: EH domain-containing protein 3
Exons: 6
Coding region: 101-1708 (535 amino acids)
Biological process (GO): endocytosis; endosomal transport
Cellular component (GO): plasma membrane; cytoplasm
Molecular function (GO): protein binding; GTP binding; calcium ion binding
Source: RefSeq, a predicted model, not a curated record